UUAAAACCUGAACGGAGAAAGAGAGCUCGAAAGAGAAGGCGAAAGGUGGUUCACACGACGGCGAUGGCGGCCACUCGAGCUUCGUGGAUCCACUCCGUCCCCUCUCCAACCCUCGAAGCCGAGAGAAGCUCCGUCCAAGCUCCAUCUAGGCUCUUUCUUAAACCUCGCCGGAAAGCCCUAGUCUUGGCUUCAGUCCGAACCGGAGGAGCUGACGGAGAUGGUAGCGUCCUCAAUAGCACCGGUUCCUCUAUCGAUCUGAAUCGUUCCUCUCUUGAUUCUUCUUCUGAGUUUGCUUCCAAAGACCCUUCAACACUUCCUCGGCCUCUUUCUCGUGUGGAUCUCUCCGGUGGUGGCAAUGGAUCUCGGCUUCGAGUUGCUUACCAGGGUCUUCCUGGUGCUUAUAGUGAAUCUGCUGCGGCGAAGGCGUACCCGAAUUGUGAGGCAGUUCCUUGCGCAACGUUUGAGAAUGCUUUUGAAGCUGUUGAGAAGUGGAAUGUUGACCGAGCUGUUCUACCAAUUGAGAACUCACUUGGCGGUAGUAUUCAUCGGAAUUAUGAUCUUUUACUUCGCCAUAAGUUGCAUAUUGUAGGGGAAGUGAAAUAUGCUGUUUGUCACUGCUUAUUAGCUAACCAUGGCGUGAAAUUAGAACAACUCCGACGAGUACUUAGUCACCCUCAGGCUCUUGCGCAAUGUGAGCAUACCCUAGCAAAGUUGGGGGUUGUUAGAGAAAAUGUUGAUGAUACAGCUGGGGCUGCGAAGUUUAUUGCUGAUAACAAGCUUGAAGAUGCUGGUGCUGUUGCAAGUUCAUUAGCAGCUGAACUCUAUGGUUUAAAUAUCCUUGCCCGAGAUAUUCAGGAUGACUCUGAUAAUAUCACUCGCUUCUUAAUGCUCGCUAGAGAACCUAUUAUUCCGGGUACUGAAAAACCAUUCAAGACAAGCAUAGUCUUCUCCCUCGAAGAAGGCCCCGGUGAGCUUUUCAAGGCACUAGCUGUCUUUGCUUUGCGAAAGAUCAACCUCUCAAAGAUUGAAAGUCGUCCUCAGCAAAAUAGGCUUUUACGUGGCGCCGAGCAUGAUGGAAAAGAUGGAUCUAACUGUUUCGACUACCUAUUUUAUGUAGAUUUUGAAUCAUCGAUGGCUUCAUCAGUUGCGCAGAACGCACUAAAGCAUCUCAAGGAGUUCGCGACAUUCCUAAGGGUGUUAGGGAGCUAUCCAAUGGACACCAGUCAAGCUUGAUUGACUUAAUCCAUGCCCAUAGACAAUUUUAUCAGUUCAUUUUACUUUCUUUCUUUGGAUUGUGAAGUGUUUCAGUUUGUAAAAUCCAGCAGGUUUUAGGGAUGACAGAGAAAGAUGAGUUUUCAAAAGGAUUAUCUUUUUCAAGAAAAAUAUAUAGAAAGGUUGUUCUGAAGUAUAAUAAAAUAUUUUCCCUUCUGUUCUCAUGAAGCUGAUGAAAAAUCCAUUUUUUUUUUUUUCA
Messenger RNA from Dioscorea cayenensis subsp. rotundata (Guinea yam), 1471 nucleotides. RefSeq names its product arogenate dehydratase 2-like. The record is from RefSeq and is a predicted model, not a curated record. Gene Ontology annotation, cellular component: chloroplast; cytoplasm. Gene Ontology annotation, biological process: L-phenylalanine biosynthetic process. Lineage: Eukaryota; Viridiplantae; Streptophyta; Magnoliopsida; Dioscoreales; Dioscoreaceae. Bases 64 to 1233 code for a protein of 389 amino acids. The transcript is spliced from 11 exons. Gene Ontology annotation, molecular function: prephenate dehydratase activity; arogenate dehydratase activity.